Molecule: messenger RNA, 366 nt
Organism: Theileria equi strain WA
Lineage: Eukaryota; Apicomplexa; Aconoidasida; Piroplasmida; Theileriidae
Product: LSM domain-containing protein
Exons: 3
Coding region: 1-366 (121 amino acids)
Biological process (GO): RNA processing; spliceosomal snRNP assembly
Cellular component (GO): precatalytic spliceosome; SMN-Sm protein complex; U12-type spliceosomal complex
Molecular function (GO): RNA binding
Source: RefSeq, a predicted model, not a curated record
AUGUCAAUUGGAAUCCCAGUAAAGCUUCUGUACGAAGGUAUAGGUCAUAUUGUUACAGCAGAACUUCAAAAUUCACAAUUAUACAGAGGAACCCUGACAAAUGUGGAAGAUAACAUGAAUUGUCUCCUGGAAGGCGUUACUCUCACCAUGAAAGAUGGCAAAACACUGGCCCUAGAGCAAGUAUACUUGAGAGGAAGUCAGAUUCGCUUCAUGGUUUUCCCAGAUAUGCUUAGACAUGCUCCCAUGUUCAAGCAGAACGCCAAGGAUCGUUCUAAACACGCGGUCCUCCCACAAAUGCGGGUACCAGUACCAGUUAGGCCUGGAAUCCCUUCCCACGUUCCAAUGGGUGUUAUGGGAAGGCCGUAG